Triticum dicoccoides is the source of this 2169-nucleotide messenger RNA. Its product is annotated as galactan beta-1,4-galactosyltransferase GALS1-like. Gene Ontology annotation, cellular component: cytoplasm. Bases 184 to 1698 code for a protein of 504 amino acids. The record is from RefSeq and is a predicted model, not a curated record. Gene Ontology annotation, molecular function: glycosyltransferase activity. NCBI's taxonomy places the organism in Eukaryota, Viridiplantae, Streptophyta, Magnoliopsida, Poales, Poaceae. The transcript is spliced from 2 exons.
CGGUGACGCCAUCAAUUCCUGCCAAAAACCUUUACCUCGCGUACUCUCUGCCGUACCGUAAAAAGGGAGGCUAAUUAAUCCGCCAACGGGGUCUCGCCUCGCGUAAUCCUCAGCGCCGCUGCUCCUACACUCCCUCGCACUCAUUGCUCCCCAUCCGCAGCAGGCAGGGGCGACCGGGCGAGAAUGCGGAGCGAGGCGGCCGGCGGCGGCAUUGCGGCUGGCCCUCCGGCCCCCGCGCUGCUCUGCUCCGACCUCAAGCCCUUCCUCGCCGCGCUCACCGCGCUCACGCUCCUCGCCGCCGCCUGGCAGCUCCGCCCCUACCACUCCCUGCUCGCCACCCCGUUCUCCCUCUGCCCGGACCCGCCGCGCUCGCUCGCCGUCUCCGGCAAGGCGUCCAGCUCCGACUCCAACGCAUCCUCCUCGUCGCCGAAGCAGGAGCGGGAAAGGUCCAGGCCUGACCCGAACAGGCGGGAGUUCCGCGCGGUGGGCAGCGCGGCGGCGCUGUUCGUGCAGAUGGGCGCGUACCGGGGCGGGCCGUACACCUUCGCCGUCGUCGGGCUCGCGUCCAAGCCCGUCCACGUCUACGGCAAGCCCUGGUUCCGCUGCGAGUGGGUGCCCAACGCCGGCGCCAGCGCCAACAACGCCUCCGCCUCGUCGGCGCGGCCGAUGCGCGCGGCCAACACGUACCACAUGCUCCCGGACUGGGGCUACGGCCGGGUGUACACGGUCGUGGUGGUGAACUGCACCUUCUCGACGCCCCCCAACGCCGACAAUGCGGGGGGCAGGCUGGUGCUCAACGCCUACUACGGCGCGUCCCCGGCGCGGUACGAGCGGGUCGAGGCGCUGGAGGAGGCGCCGGGGAGCUACGACGAGGCGGCGUUCCGGCCGCCGCACAGGUACGACUACCUCUACUGCGGCUCGUCGCUGUACGGCGACCUCAGCGCGGCGCGGGUGCGGGAGUGGAUGGCGUACCACGCGCGCUUCUUCGGCCCCCGCUCGCACUUCGUCUUCCACGACGCCGGCGGCGUCGGCCCCGCCGUGCGCGCGGCGCUGGAGCCCUGGGUGCGCGCCGGCCGCGCCACGCUGCAGGACGUGCGCGCCCAGGCCGACUACGACGGCUGGUACCACAACCAGUUCCUCGUCGUCAACGACUGCCUCCACCGGUACCGCCACGCCGCCAGGUGGACCUUCUUCUUCGACGUCGACGAGUACAUCUUCCUGCCCGACGGCCGGACGCUCGACGGCGUGCUCGCCGAGCUCGACCCCUACACGCAGUUCACCAUCGAGCAGAACCCCAUGUCGAGCAGGCUGUGCGCGCGGGGCGCCAACGAUUCCGAGGCCGACUACUCCAAACAAUGGGGGUUUGAGAAGCUGGUGUUCCGGAAUUCGAUCACCGGGGUGAGGCGCGACAGGAAGUACGCGAUCCAGGCCAAGAACGCAUACGCCACGGGCGUGCACAUGUCCGAGAACGUUAUCGGCAACACCACUCACAAGACGGAGCACCUCAUCCGGUACUACCACUACCACAACACCAUCAACGUUCCCGGCGAGUUAUGCCGCGAGCUUGUGCCGGUGCCGCCGAAAGGUGGCGUGAUGUGGUCCGAGAAGACGCCCUGGUACCACGACGACAGCAUGAAGCGCCUCGCGAACGCGGUGCGGGAGUUCGAGAAGAGAACCAUUGGCAAUGUGGGUGUGUGAAUAUGGCAUGAGCAUGACAAAACAUCAGAGAACGGACUGGUGUAUAGCAUUCCUGUUGGCCGUCCAUGAAGCUUGGCAGGGGCAUCCCUCAUGUUGUGAAUGUGAACCUAACAAACAGCUCAUGAUUUGGAGCUUGUGAGGUGAUAGAGAUGGGAGGAAAGCGAAACCGCAACCCGGACGGCAUGGCAGAUUGUGUGCAACUGCAACAACCCUGGUGUCAAUCUGCAAAGGUGAGAAUUUUGUAUAGAGAAGAUAGACAUCCUCAUCCGUGUAAAUCUCAUUGUUGAAUUGUUCUCAGUCAUAAUUCAUUGCAUUCCAUUCGCUUAAAGCACCAAGUUGAUGAUAGCUUCGUUCAUCGAUGAUGAUGAUGCAUUUCUAAGAUUAGAUUGUUGCACCUUGCGGCUUCCUUUCCUUUGUUGACUAUAUAUGCCGCGACAGUAUAAACUGUUCUAGCAGCCCCAAAUUUUGUUG